AUGGCCACCCCACCAGUCCUCCUAAUCCUCGGUGCAGGCUCCAACAUCGGCGCCGCAACCGCCCGCACCUUCCUCGCCGCCGGCUACCGCGUCGCCCUGGCCUCCCGCACAAACAAGUCCCCCGUGCCGGAUACAAUCCACAUCCCCGUCGACCUCACGCGCCCCGAAACGCUCGAGUCUGUCUUCGAGUCCACCGCUUCCCAACUCGGUGCCUGGCCCUCGGUCGUCGUCUACAACGCCGGGAUCGCGCUCUUCGAGAACAAGGUCGACCCGUUAGCCUCAGAGAGUCUGACGGAUAUUGCGAAGCUGAAGGAUGUGUACAACGGGAUGACGAUCUCUCCAGCCGUCACCGCACAACUUGCGAAUCGCGGGUUUAAGACGCUGGGCGCGGACAGCAGCAAGACUGUCAUCUUCACGGGGAAUAUUAUGAAUCAUGGUGUGAUGCCGGGGAUGGCGAAUAUGACGGCGAGCCGAACAGCUCUCGCGAGCCUGGUCCGCAACUGGGCGGAAGUCGGGGACUACGCUAAAGAUGGGAUUUCAUUCUACUACGCAGACGAGCGUCAGGCCUCUGGUCGGCCCGUCUACGGUGACCUAUCUGGCGAAGGCGCCGCGAAGGAGUACCUUGCGCUGUCUCGACGCAAGGACCAGGGUCCGUGGGACUAUACUUUUGUCAGUGGUGAAGGGUAUGUCAUUCCCUGGAUAAUCCGGAUGUAUGAUGAGGAGUAG
This is a messenger RNA of Cyphellophora attinorum, 726 nucleotides long. RefSeq lists its product as uncharacterized. NCBI's taxonomy places the organism in Eukaryota, Fungi, Ascomycota, Eurotiomycetes, Chaetothyriales, Cyphellophoraceae. The coding region runs from base 1 to 726 and encodes 241 amino acids. The transcript has 2 exons. The record is from RefSeq and is a predicted model, not a curated record.